UUGUUCACGGUCCUUCUGGUCCUCUGGUUGCUCCUCUGGGAUCUUCAGUGGUUUUGCUCUGUUAUGUUAAUGAACUCUUAGUAAUGGAGGAUCUGGAGGUGGAAUGGACAAGAACAGACUCUGAGACUCUGGUUCAUCUGUAUCAAGAUGGUGAGAGUCGACCAGAGUCCCAACAGCAGGAAUAUCGUGAUAGAGCUCAUUUCUUUACUGAUCAGAUUCAACACGGAAACUUCUCCCUCCGUCUGGACAAUCUGAGAGCUGAAGAUGAGGGACGAUACACAUGUAGAGUUCACAGUCAGCAGGAUUCUGGAGAAACUGUGGUUCAAAUAAAAUAUGUUGGUGAGUGUGGAUCUCAUGAAUUUUUCCCAUCAUUUUCCCAUAUGAUUUUCCAAAACUUUUUAAUCCGGGACAUAAAUUUCCUGCUGUGAUAUUUUACUUGUCUUUCAGAGCAUUUGCUAGUGUCAGGAUCAGAUGAGUCCAUAUCUGUGUCUGUGGGUGAGGACGUCACUCUGAGCUGCUCUGUAGACUCUCACAUCACACCUGAACACAUUGAAGAGGUUUUAUGGAGGAAAACAGAUGAAGAUAUUCUGGUUCUGCUCUUCAAAAACAAUAAGACUUUACCAGAUACAUCAGAUGAGCGAUACAGAGAUAGAGUUGAGCUCUUCACUGCUGAGAUCCCCAAAGGAAACUUCUCUCUCAGACUGAAGAGUGUCAGAACUGAGGAUAAAGGAGUUUACAUGUGUUUAGUGUUUGCUGGAGGACUUUCAGCCAAUGCAACUGUAGUACUGGAGCAACUGGGUUUCUCAAUUUUACACACAAUGGUGUUGAUUCUUUGUAUUACUGCAUCUGGAUCUGCACUUCUGCUCUGCUUUAUAAUCUACUGCACAUCAACAAAUAAGGCCCCCAGUGAAUCCGCUGUGAAAAAACGUAUCAGGACUCUUGGAUAUCUUCAUGUGUUUCUUCCAAAUAUUAUGAUGUUUGUGGCCUUUGUCCUCUGGGGUGUUACUGAAGGUUUUCUGUAUGAGACGGUCUCUUGCUGUGCUCUUUAUAUACUGAGGCCUCUGAUGUUGCUUUAUGUUGCGCCAUAUUUAGAGAAGACGUCAGGUGAAGCUCUUUUCACUGAAAUCAUCAUUUUCAUAGUAGUUUAUGUUUCAGUUCUUAUGUGUCGUGCUUGGGAAUCAGUUGUACAUUAUGCCAAAUCAGACAAAAUCGUGGUAUUGGCUGUGUAUGGCGUAAUGAUUCUGUUUAUUGUCAUCGGCGUCAUUUACGUUUUGUCUAAAAAGAAGGAGAUGCCAUGCCAUGGAGCGAUAUGUAAUUGGAUAUGGGAUCAAUUAGCAAUUGCAUCUGGAUUUAUCUUUUUAAUUCUUCCUUCAUUGCAAUUUGCUGUUGUGUACUUUGCUUUUGGAGCUGCCAGAGGAGGGUAUUAUGUGUCCAUAGCUGUCCCAGUUUUCUAUUUUCUCUCAUUUUCCUGUUUGUUUAAACUACAGGGAGGGAAAAGCUGUAAGUAUGUGAUAAAUUAUUUUGUCUGUAGUUAUGAUUAUUUUCAUGUUCAUAUUCAGUCAUCUCAUUUAUAAUGAUUCAACAUCUUUUUUCAGGUUUAGAAUUACUCAAUAAAACAGCAUGGAUAAUCUACAUGUUUAUCA
Molecule: messenger RNA, 1643 nt
Organism: Cyprinus carpio (common carp)
Lineage: Eukaryota; Metazoa; Chordata; Actinopteri; Cypriniformes; Cyprinidae
Exons: 8
Coding region: 738-1574 (278 amino acids)
Source: RefSeq, a predicted model, not a curated record